Molecule: messenger RNA, 1482 nt
Organism: Cyprinodon tularosa
Lineage: Eukaryota; Metazoa; Chordata; Actinopteri; Cyprinodontiformes; Cyprinodontidae
Product: fibrinogen-like protein 1
Exons: 7
Coding region: 451-1428 (325 amino acids)
Biological process (GO): negative regulation of T cell activation; regulation of immune response
Source: RefSeq, a predicted model, not a curated record
CUCCUUUGAAAUUCAGACUUUGUUCCGUAUGCAACAGGUGGCUCCGUGGCGCAAUGGAUAGCGCAUUGGACUUCUAGUCAAGCACUUGAGCAGUGAUUCAAAGGUUGUGGGUUCGAGUCCCACCGGAGUCGCAUUUUUUUUCCCGUUAGAUUUGCAAACAUGUUUUUUUUUUUUCCAAGUCCAGCUAGUUUGUUCAAUCAGCUACCUACUUUAAACUGAACAGCGAAACAACUUUGAUAAACUACAACCUUAACAGAUAGAUAUUAUAAAAAAGCAUAUAUUCCUUUGAACCACUAGAUGGAGCCCUUGUGCAGUGAGUCAAUCGUCUGGCAUCAGUGAAGCUUCAGCUGUAACUAUUCAUUCCCAACAUAAAGAGAGGAGGAAGCAAACAGGCAGAUUCAAACGGGAACUGAGAGUUGGAGCAGCUGGAAGUUUUAAGUUCAUCGGAUCAUGGAGGCGCUGAGAACAUCUGUAGCCUUUCUGCUGUACUUGGCUUCCUCUGCAGCGGGACCGUUACGAUGUGAGAAGAAGGUUCUCCGUCUGGAAGCGGAGAUCCAGGGCCUGAUGAGUGUGAUCAACGACCAGCACCGCUACAUCCAGGAGCUCCAGAGCAGCCAGGCGCAGCAGCUGCAGCACAUCCCCAACAUGUUCCUGGGCCACAGCAACCUUUACAAAGACUGCUCAGAGGUGUUUGCAGACGGGAACGUGGCCAGCGGUCUGUACGUCAUCCGUCCAGAUGGUUCACCCACGGCGCUCAGCGUCUACUGCGAUAUGAGCAACGGAGGAGGAUGGACCGUCUUCCAGAGGAGGAGGGACGGGAAGGAGAGCUUUGACAGGACGUGGUUGGAGUAUAGCCACGGCUUUGGAGAUCUCUUCUCCCCUGAAGGAGAAUUCUGGUUGGGAAACGAUCCUCUGCACCGCCUCACCUCACAAGGAACCUACGAUCUGCACAUCGACACUGAGGACUUUGACGGCAACCACCGCUUUGCAGAAUACAAGAACUUCCGAGUGGACGACGAGAAGGACCAGUACCAGUUGCACGUGGGAGACUACGUUGGGAACGCUGGAGACGCUCUGGCUGAUGCUCGCAGCCUGAACCUCAACAGUCCCUGCAAAGGAGGGAUCAAAUUCAGCACCUACGACCAUCCCAACUACAUCGACAGCGACAGCGGCCGCUGCAUGCGGCACAGCAAGUCAGGCUGGUGGUUCUGCAAGUGUGACUCAGGGAACCUGAAGGGGCAAGGCUUCAAAGGGCCUUUCGAGGCGAUGAGCGACGACGGCAUGGAGUGGUACGUUUGGCACGGCUGGAGCUACGCCAUCAAGUCGGUGGUGAUGAUGGUGCGGGCCGCCGACCUGGAGAACCCGCCAGCUGUUAUCGAGCGUUGGCCUGAUCAGUUUCGCCCAAACACGGUGGAGGGCGGCCCGUAGGGCGGAGGACGGGCUUCUUCCUGUUUGUAAUAAAAACCAGCCUGCUUCACAGCA